UGGGAGCUCCAUCAUGAUUCCACAAGUAGUGACCAAUGAGACCGUCACAGUCAUUUCACCAAAUGGAAUCAGCUUUCCCCAAGCAGAGAAACCCCAGCCUACUCACCAGAGGAAAGACAGCCUGAAGAAACAUCUAAAGGCAGAGAUCAAAGUGAUGGCGGCAAUCCAGAUCAUGUGUGCUGUGAUGGUGUUGGCUCUUGGAAUCAUUUUGGCAUCUGUUCCCUCUGUCCCACAUUUUACCUCAGUGUUUUCAGUCCUAUUAAAAUCUGGCUACCCAUUUAUAGGAGCUUUGUUUUUUAUUGUCUCUGGAAUUCUGUCCAUCAUCACAGAGACAAAGUCAACAAAAACUUUGGUAGAUGGCAGCCUGACUCUGAACAUCCUGAGUGUUUCAUUUGCUUUCAUGGGCAUCAUUAUCAUCUCUGUCAGCCUGGCUGGUUUGCAUCCUGCCUCAGAGGAGUGCAAGCAGAACAAGGAACUUAGACCAACUGAAUAUCAUUACUAUCGCCGUUCCUAUGACUCAGACAGGAAUGAGUGCACUACCACCGAAUCUGUUUUGGCUGGUGUCUUUUCACUGAUGUUGAUCAGCAGUCUGUUGGAGCUUGGCCUGGCUGUGAUCAUUGCCAUGCUGCGGUGGAAACAGAGUCACUUUGACUUCCCUGGGAAUGUGAUUUUCCUGCCUCAUAGCUCAAAUAAUGAAUCCAACGUGGAAUCAAAGGCACUUUGUAACCCCACAUAUGAGGAACAAUAGUUUUGUUCAGAAAAACAAAACAAAACAAAAUACCCCCAAACAAAUAGAACUAUACAACAGAGGGUAUGUCUUCAUGAUAAUGCAGAAAAUCUAACCAUCACAAGGUAGCAAUGCUUGCUACUUAAAAUGUAGACUUUAUACAGUGAAUACCAGUAUAAGUUGAAUGGGUGUGUUAGUGGCACCCUAUUGAUUUCCAUGACCUUGGCUUCAGCCAACGCUCAGACCUACAAAUAGUAGCCAGAGCCCCAGAUAUUUCUUAGAAAACUAUUGGAAUGUUUCAGGAGAUGUUUAGUAGAGCUAAGGGACAGCAUUUUCUUGUCCCCUGUAAUUAACAGCAACAGUUAACCAUUAACAGUCUUUUUAUUCAGAAUGGCUGCUAAGGCAUGGGUCUUUUAUCAUAUCAAUCUUAUUCACUGGUGCAUAGAGACAAGUGAACUGCAAUGAAGUCUCAAGAAGUGUAUGUGCUGUUGCUUCAAAAUAAAUUCUUUUUGUGAUUGUGG
Molecule: messenger RNA, 1248 nt
Organism: Grammomys surdaster
Lineage: Eukaryota; Metazoa; Chordata; Mammalia; Rodentia; Muridae
Gene: Ms4a6a
Product: membrane spanning 4-domains A6A
Exons: 6
Coding region: 14-748 (244 amino acids)
Biological process (GO): cell surface receptor signaling pathway
Cellular component (GO): plasma membrane; trans-Golgi network
Source: RefSeq, a predicted model, not a curated record